UCUGCCCCGGCCCCAGGCGCACGCUGGCCGACAUCAUCAUGGAGAAGAUCACGGAGAAGCAGACGGAGGUGGAGACGGUGCUGUCGGAGAUAUCGGGCUGUCCCAUGCCCCAGCUCGACCCCCGCGUCCUGGAGGUCUACAGGGGUGUCAGAGAGGUGCUGUCCAAAUACAGGAGUGGGAAACUCCCCAAGGCGUUUAAAAUCAUUCCUGCCUUGUCCAACUGGGAGCAGAUCCUCUACAUCACAGAGCCAGAGGCGUGGACAGCAGCUGCCAUGUAUCAAGCCACCAGGAUAUUUUCAUCCAACCUGAAAGAGAGGAUGGCCCAGCGGUUCUACAACCUGGUGCUGCUGCCGCGGGUCAGGGAUGACAUCGCCGAGUACAAGCGCCUCAAUUUUCACCUCUACAUGGCUUUGAAGAAGGCUCUGUUCAAACCAGCAGCCUGGUUCAAAGGGAUCCUCAUCCCCCUGUGCGAGUCGGGGACCUGCACGCUGCGGGAGGCCGUCAUCAUCGGCAGCAUCCUCACCAAGUGCUCCAUCCCCGUCCUGCACUCCAGGUAAUGCCCUGGGGGGCUGCGGGGCGCGGGGA
This is a messenger RNA of Leptosomus discolor (cuckoo roller), 585 nucleotides long. NCBI's taxonomy places the organism in Eukaryota, Metazoa, Chordata, Aves, Leptosomiformes, Leptosomidae. The record is from RefSeq and is a predicted model, not a curated record.